Podarcis lilfordi (Lilford's wall lizard) is the source of this 981-nucleotide messenger RNA. NCBI's taxonomy places the organism in Eukaryota, Metazoa, Chordata, Lepidosauria, Squamata, Lacertidae. The record is from the annotation of a GenBank genome assembly.
AUGGAGAGCAACAGCAACCCCCAACAAUCUCAGCGUGGCAAUGCCCUAAUGCCAACAGGCCCAUGUAACCCGCAGGUCGUGGCCCAGCUCUUUUCCGCGCUGCAAUCAUUCUACGCGCAGUGCAGAGCACCUAUCACUCCCUCACCGAACAUCGUUGAGGUGUCACAAGAUUGCAUACCAGACACCCCCCCCAGCCAGCAGGGUCAGGAUGGUCCCUCCACUAGUGCAGCUAACAUGGUUGAGCAGGCCCCCAGCAGGCCACGGACGCGCUUACAAGCUGCUAAAACUCAAAAACCUAAGUCAGGUCCAUUGAAAGGCAAGGCACCAGCUAAAAAACCUAGGUCGAGCGCACAAAAGGCCAGGCCGGCGGUGGCCUCUACAUCAGCCCCGCGCCAGGAGGUGAUUGAUGUUCCCAGUGUUUUCCAGGAUAACCCUAGACAACCAAGCACCUCGGAGGAGUCAUCUUCUGAGGAGGAGCUGCCCCCUCAGCAGGUGGCCGCUGCCAGCGACCCGGCCCCCCGUGACGACGCACCACGGGGCGGAAAGCGGAAGGCGAAGAAGAAGCACCGGUCGAAGAAAAGCAAGAAGAGGGACACUUCGGACUCUGAGGAGGAAACAGGUACCUCUUCAUCAGAUGGGGAUAGUGACACUCCAAUGGAGACAUAUUGGGGGGAGGGGGAGGACGUUGGAGCCCCCCAGUGGGUGCAUGAACGGAGGGCCAACUCACACAGGAAGGCAUUUAAUGGCACGCUUGAUUGGAAGGAUGGGGCUCUGGUCCCAGACGUUAAAGUCUCAACCAACGCUGCCACUGACUUUAUUCUGGGGAACCACCUCUCUAAGAGGAAGAGGAACAAGAUAUUGAAUGGCAAUUACGUAGAUAUGUUUUCCUUGCUGCCCCCAGCUCAGGUCAAGGGAAAAGGGGAAAAAUUAAGUACUAUGGGAAAAGGAGGUACAGGGUACCCGGGUCGAGCGAACGUUUGA